Molecule: messenger RNA, 1218 nt
Organism: Cynara cardunculus var. scolymus (artichoke)
Lineage: Eukaryota; Viridiplantae; Streptophyta; Magnoliopsida; Asterales; Asteraceae
Product: rac-like GTP-binding protein ARAC11
Exons: 7
Coding region: 325-918 (197 amino acids)
Biological process (GO): regulation of actin cytoskeleton organization; establishment or maintenance of cell polarity; cortical cytoskeleton organization
Cellular component (GO): cell cortex; cytoskeleton; cytoplasmic vesicle
Molecular function (GO): GTPase activity; GTP binding; protein kinase binding
Source: RefSeq, a predicted model, not a curated record
UUUCGCGGCUAAAUUAGGGUUCAUUCUCUCUCUAUCUCCAUUUCCAUCUCCAUCCAUCACCAAUUACUUUGUUCUUCCCCUUUUCUUGAGGGUUUUCUUUCUCACACUCUUUGAUUUUUUCCUCCUACUAUUAUUCAAUUUUCCCCUAUUGCAAUUUUUCUCUGAAAAACCCCCAAAAUCGUCCAUUUUCUUUAACAAACAAUGGUGAAUUCGUCAGAGGGGAAAGAUUAGAGGAAGAAAAAGAAGAAACGGGAGUUGGUUUGUUCGUUAGUGAUCAGGUCUUCUGAGGAUACAAGAAGAUCUGAGGCUUAAUUUUAAACAAAUAUGAGCGCUUCCAGGUUCAUAAAGUGUGUCACUGUUGGUGAUGGGGCUGUUGGAAAGACCUGUCUCUUGAUAUCCUACACCAGCAAUUCCUUCCCCACGGAUUAUGUGCCAACUGUAUUUGAUAAUUUCAGUGCCAAUGUCGUUGUCAAUGGCAGCACUGUCAAUCUAGGCUUGUGGGAUACUGCUGGACAGGAGGAUUAUAACAGAUUAAGACCAUUGAGUUAUCGUGGGGCUGAUGUUUUCAUUCUGGCGUUCUCUCUCAUCAGCAAAGCCAGCUAUGAAAACGUCUCCAAGAAGUGGAUUCCAGAAUUGAAGCAUUACGCUCCUGGAGUUCCGAUCGUUCUUGUUGGGACCAAAAUGGAUCUUCGGGAUGAUAAGCAGUUCUUCGCUGACCAUCCUAGUGCGGUUCCCAUUACAACUGCUCAGGGAGAAGAACUAAGGAAGACGAUUGGAGCUCCCACGUACAUCGAGUGUAGUGCAAAAACACAAGAGAAUGUGAAGGGAGUAUUUGAUGCUGCCAUAAAAGUGGUUCUGCAACCUCCAAGUUCAAAGAAAAAGAAGGGAAAGGGUCAAAAGGGGUGCUCUAUAUUGUGAUCAAAUCACACCUUUCUCUUGUUAAGGAAGUAUUCGAGGCUAAUCGUCUUUUUUUUACCAGUUUUCCGGUCACACUUCCGUUAUUAGGCUCCCUCCCUCUCUCCCCGGCUUUUGAUAUGUAUUAGUUUCGCCGGAGAUCCGCUUAGAAGAUUUGGAAAAACGAACGAAAAGACAAAAAAUAAAAGUCCGUCUUUGUUUUGGGUUUUUCUUAUAUAAUUGGUUUCGUUCUUUUGUAUUUGAUGGUUGAGUACUUUUGUUAGUUGGCUAAAGAUUUCGUACCCGAUGCUUGAGUUUUGAGAA